Triticum dicoccoides is the source of this 879-nucleotide messenger RNA. RefSeq names its product polyubiquitin-like. NCBI's taxonomy places the organism in Eukaryota, Viridiplantae, Streptophyta, Magnoliopsida, Poales, Poaceae. Bases 1 to 879 code for a protein of 292 amino acids. Gene Ontology annotation, molecular function: protein binding. The transcript has 3 exons. The record is from RefSeq and is a predicted model, not a curated record.
AUGCCACCGAAGAAGCGCCUGCACCUGUCGCCCGCUCUUCCCAAGCUGGAAGACUAUGUCGAGGAAGCUGCUCCUGCUUUCUCUACCUCUGGCACAGAAGAUUCUGAGGAGGAAGUUGGCGACAGCAGCAGCAGCGGCAGGGACAACGAAGACGGUGGCAGCCAUUCGUUGCAGAUUGACGGUGCCAACAUGGACGACCCAUCCAAAGUGCACAUCUUUGUCAAGAAUCUCGCCGGCAGGAAAAUCUGUCUCAGAGGGGUCCACUUGUCAGACACCGUUUACACCAUCAAGAUCCAGGAGCAGUACCGCCUCAUCUUCGACGGGGUGCAGCUGGAAGACAGCCGUACAUUGGCUGAUUAUGGCAUAAGGCAUGAUUCCACGCUUGACCUCCAAGAAAAGAUGCAAAUCUUCGUGACGGAGACGCUGAGAGGAAGGACCAUCACUCUCGAGGUCGACAGCCUAGACACCAUUGACAAGGUGAAGGCCAAGAUCGAAGACAUUGAGAGCUUUCCCAAGGUCCAGCAGUGCCUCAUCUUUGCCAACAAACAGCUAGAGGACGACAGGCGCACCUUGGCUGACCACAACAUUUCGAAAGGGUCCACUCUUCUCUUCAUACUCCUCCCGUGUAGGCCAGUAGAAAGUAGGAUGAUCCAAAUCAUUGUCAAGUCCCUGGACGGGAAGACCCUGACCCUUGAGGUCGGGAGCUCGGACACCAUCAACAGUGUCAAGGUGAAGAUCUAUGAGAAAGAGUUCAUUCCCCCUAGACAGCAGCGCAUCCUCUUUGCUGGCGAGCAGCUGGAGGACCAGCGCACCCUGGCGGACUACAAGAUUCUGAGCAAUUCUACCCUUGUUCUGGUGCUCCGGCUUUGUGGUUGCUGA